AUGUAUAAAGUUAUUAGAGGUCUCUGUACGGCUAGGACAAAGAUGUAUACAGUUAUUACAGGUCUCUGUACGGCUAGGACAAAGAUGUAUAAAGUUAUUACAGGUCUCUGUACGGCUAGGAAAAAGAUGUAUAAAGUUAUGACAGGUCUCUGUACGGCUAGGACAAAGGUGUAUAAAGUUAUGACAGGUCUCUGUACGGCUAGGAAAAAGAUGUAUAAAGUUAUUACAGGUCUCUGUACGGCUAGGAUAAAGGUGUAUAACGUUAUGACAGGUCUCUGUACGGCUAGGAAAAAGAUGUAUAAAGUUAUGACAGGUCUCUGUACGGCUAGGAAAAAGAUGUAUAAAGUUAUGACAGGUCUCUGUACGGCUAGGAAAAAGAUGUAUAAAGUUAUGACAGGUCUCUGUACGGCUGGGAAAAAGAUGUAUAAAGUUAUGACAGGUCUCUGUACGGCUAGGAAAAAGACGUAUAAAGUUAUGACAGGUCUCUGUACGGCUAGGAAAAAGAUGUAUAAAGUUAUGACAGGUCUCUGUACGGCUAGGAAAAAGAUGUAUAAAGUUAUGACAGGUCUCUGUACGGCUGGGAAAAAGAUGUAUAAAGUUAUGACAGGUCUCUGUACGGCUAGGAAAAAGACGUAUAAAGUUAUGACAGGUCUCUGUACGGCUAGGAAAAAGAUGUAUAAAGUUAUGACAGGUCUCUGUACGGCUAGGACAAAGAUGUAUAAAGUUAUGACAGGUCUCUGUACGGCUAGGAAAAAGACGUAUAAAGUUAUGACAGGUCUCUGUACGGCUAGGAAAAAGAUGUAUAAAGUUAUGACAGGUCUCUGUUCGGCCUAUGCCACAGCCUUUUAA
This is a messenger RNA of Mytilus californianus (California mussel), 849 nucleotides long. RefSeq lists its product as uncharacterized. Lineage: Eukaryota; Metazoa; Mollusca; Bivalvia; Mytilida; Mytilidae. Bases 1 to 849 code for a protein of 282 amino acids. The record is from RefSeq and is a predicted model, not a curated record. The transcript has a single exon.